Messenger RNA from Musca vetustissima, 483 nucleotides. Its product is annotated as transmembrane protein 50B. The coding region runs from base 19 to 477 and encodes 152 amino acids. Lineage: Eukaryota; Metazoa; Arthropoda; Insecta; Diptera; Muscidae. The transcript has 4 exons. The record is from RefSeq and is a predicted model, not a curated record. Gene Ontology annotation, biological process: protein targeting to vacuole; late endosome to vacuole transport via multivesicular body sorting pathway.
CAUAGAAUUUUUGUGAAUAUGUCAAUCUUGGAUAAUAUUAGGGAUUGGUUCACAUCUGAAACAGCUCGCAACAAAAAUUCUUCAUUAAUUGCGGGAUUGUUGUUCUUUGCAGGAUGGUGGACAUUAAUAGAUGCAAUGUCAGUAGACCCCAAACAUCAAAUAACCACUGGUCAUGUCUUUAUUGGAAUCUUUGGUACAAUUAGCCUGUUCAUGGUAAACACCGUUAAAAAUUCACAUAUAUCUGAAGAUAAUACCUCCGAAUCCGGAGCUAGAAUUGCAAAAAUAUGGCUGCUAAUUGGUUUUGUUAUGGGAUUUGCUUCCAUUAUUGCAGCUAUAUGGGUAAUGAUUGAUGACUUCAUUAACAAUCCCAAAAAGGAUUCUGGUCUUGGGGUGGCAUUACUUAUGCAAAAUUUAUUGAUACUCUUAUCUAAUCUUACAUACAAAUUUGGACGCGACGAAGAACUGUGGAAUGAGUAAAUCUAU